Molecule: messenger RNA, 819 nt
Organism: Physella acuta
Lineage: Eukaryota; Metazoa; Mollusca; Gastropoda; Physidae
Source: RefSeq, a predicted model, not a curated record
AUGAACUGUACUGAUGACUGUAGAAAUAUUUGGUCAGAUACAGAAUGUGAGAACUGGGCCAAGGCUAGCCAGUGUGAGAUCAAUAAGAUGGAUAAACACUGCCAGCAAUCUUGCAGUGCUUGCUCCAACAGUACUUUAAAUGGCACACUUAUUAAUUCUACAUACACAGUGAUAAAUACUGCAGACACAGUGAUAAAUACUGCAGACACAGUGAUAAAUACUGCAGACACAGUGAUAAAUACUGCAGACACAGUGAUAAAUACUGCAGACACAGUGAUAAAUACUGCAGACACAGUGAUAAAUACUGCAGACACAGUGAUAAAUACUGCAGACACAGUGAUAAAUACUGCAGACACAGUGAUAAAUACUGCAGACACAGUGAUAAAUACUGCAGACACAGUGAUAAAUACUGCAGACACAGUGAUAAAUACUGCAGACACAGUGAUAAAUACUGCAGACACCGUGAAGAAUGCUAAUGUAAUGCACAGUACAGCAGUAACAUCUACUGCAUCAUCAGACUCAAAUAAUGAAACAACAAAGGUAACGUUGGUCACCACUGGAACACACGAUCAACAAGUGAGUGUGUCACCAUCAACCAUUGUGUCACCAUCAACCAUUGCGUCACCACCACCCACCAUGCCACAGCCACCAACAACGGCUAGGACUACAUCAGCUCCAGUACUCAAAAAGCCAGCAACCUGCAUCAACAAGUGGGGAGACAAACCCUGCGGCCUUUGGCAGGCCAGAGGGGAUUGUAAAUUUAAUUCAGCCUGGAUGAAACGCAACUGUGCUCUGGCCUGUGAUAGCUGUGAUACCUAA